Messenger RNA from Sphaerulina musiva SO2202, 1206 nucleotides. RefSeq names its product aquaporin-like protein. The transcript is spliced from 4 exons. Gene Ontology annotation, biological process: transmembrane transport. NCBI's taxonomy places the organism in Eukaryota, Fungi, Ascomycota, Dothideomycetes, Mycosphaerellales, Mycosphaerellaceae. Bases 1 to 1206 code for a protein of 401 amino acids. Gene Ontology annotation, molecular function: water channel activity. The record is from RefSeq and is a predicted model, not a curated record. Gene Ontology annotation, cellular component: plasma membrane.
AUGAACAACAACUCUACCACCGGCGUCCACCUCUCGCUCCCGGGACUCGGCAACAAGGAGAAGCCCGGGCAUCUCAAGGAACACAGAAUCCCGGGUUUGGGCUUCCUUCCCAACAAGACUCGUAACCACUUCAUUGCAAUGGUCGGCGAAUUUAUUGGCACCUUCCUCUUCCUGUUCUUCGCCUUCAGUGGCACACAGGUCGCCAAUGCCGCCGCAACGGGCGCCAAUGCCGGAGACUCAACCCUGGCUCAAGUUCCCAAUGCUAGUGUCCUGGUGUACAUUGCGCUGGCCUUUGGUUUCAGCUUGGCCGUGAAUGCCUGGGUCUUCUUCAGAAUCAGCGGCGGUCUCUUCAACCCUGCUGUCACUCUCGGCUUGGCCCUGAUUGGCGCCAUCACUUGGGUGAGGGCGCUUGUUACUUUUAUCGCUCAAAUCCUAGGUGCCAUGGCUGCCGCUGCCGUCGUGUCGGCAUUGUUUCCUGGACCACUCGCAGUGGCGACGGCGCUUGGUAGUGGCACGUCUAUCGCACGAGGACUGUUCAUCGAAAUGUUCCUGACUGCGGAGCUCGUCUUCACCAUCUUCAUGCUCGCUGCCGAGAAGCACAAGGCCACAUUCAUUGCACCCAUUGGCAUUGGGCUUGCUCUCUUCAUCGCUGAGCUUUCGGGCGUCUUCUUCACCGGUGGUGCGUGCUCCCUCAAUCCUGCCCGAUCGUUCGGACCUUGCGUCGUGCUGCAUUCUUUUCCCGGAUACCACUGGAUUUACUGGUUGGGCCCUCUGCUGGGCACACUUCUCGCCGUUGGGUUUUACCGAUUCGUCAAGCUCUUGGAGUACGAGACUGCGAACCCGGGCCAAGACUUCAAUGAACAAGAGGCCGAGCACUUUGACUUCGACGAGGACAAUGCUGCCUCUGCUGCCGACGUUGCUCGACCGGUGGUGCCGCAAGAUAGUAGUAUCAGCUCGACAAUCGACAGACGUGACACGCAACAGAUGCCCGAUUAUGCCGAUCGCCGCCCACAAUCUAGUGGUGCAUAUGGCAGCCCGCAAGUAGGCUACGGAGGACCUCCAAACGCCGGUCAUGUUCCUGGAAUCGCAAGCGGUCGUCCAGGCACUGGUACUAGCACUGUGGACAACGCUCCCAAGACUCACGUAGAUGUCGACCCGCAGAGGCUCGAAGAUGGGAUGCAUCCGGGUUUUGGCGUCCGCAAAUAG